AUGAUCCGAGCAAUUGAUAAGGCCGCCAUUCACCGCAUAUGCUCGGGACAGGUGGUAUUGGACGUGGCGGCGGCGGUGAAGGAGCUGGUGGAGAACAGCCUGGACGCGGGGGCGACGAGCGUGGAGGUGCGCUUGAAGGACUUCGGCGCGGAGCUCAUCGAGGUGGCGGACAACGGCUGUGGCGUCGCGCCUCCCAACUGGCAGGCACUGACCCUCAAGUACCACACGUCCAAGAUCACCCAUUUCUCUGACCUCCAAUCGCUCUCCUCCUUCGGCUUUCGAGGGGAAGCCCUCUCCUCCCUCUGCGCCCUUGCUGACGUCACCAUCACCACACGCACCGCCAACGAGCCAAUCGCAACGCGCCUGGUGUUCGACCAUUCGGGAAAGCUCCUACCCGGGCCUCGGGAACAGGUCGCUCGGGCAGUCGGAACGACGGUUAGCGUGGCGAAGAUUUUCUCGCCGCUGCCCGUGCGGCGGCGGGAGUUCGAGCGGAACGUGCGGCGCGAGUUUGCGAAGCAGGUGAGCGUCUUGCAGGCGUACUGCGUGGUGUCCACACACGCGCGCAUCCUCUGCACCAAUCAGAGCGGGCGGAGCAGCGCGCGCACCACUGUGGUGCAGACAGCUGGCACGGGGUCGAUGCGUGAGAACAUCAUCGCUGUUUUCGGCGCCAAGGCUGCUGCGGGCCUGGACCCCGUCGAUAUCACCUUCCCUCUCUCCCCUGCUGCCGCCGCUGCUGCUCCUGCUCCUCCUGCUCUUGCUCCUCCUGCUGCUGCGACCGGUGCAGCUGCCACUGCCCCUGCGACACUACCAGCCUCCUGCUGCAGAGUAACCGGGUUUAUAUCCAGGCCAGGGGCGGGCAGUGGCAGGUCAGCGGGCGACCGGCAGUUCUUCUUCCUCAACGGCCGCCCAGUGGACCUGCCGCGCCUCUCCAAGCUGCUCAACGAGCUCUACCGCUCCUUCAACUCCCUGCAGUUCCCCGCCGCUUUCCUAAACGUUUCGCUUAGCGCGGACGCGUAUGAUGUGAAUGUGACCCCGGAUAAGCGCAAGGUGUUUCUGCACUCCGAGGCGGCUCUGCUUUCGGGGCUGCGAGCAGCGUUAUCGGAGUUUUAUUCUCCGGAUAGGUAUGUCUACCGGGCCGCGCCGGCUGGUUCGGUGGGGAAAGGGUUAGAGGAACGGGUGAGGAGGGAGGUUGGGGAGAAGGGAGGGGUGAGAAGGGGUGUGAGUAGAGGGGUAGGGGAUGGUGAGGAUGAGGGGGACAGUGGCGAGGAGGGAGAGGAAGAGGGGGAGGGACGGAGGAAGCGAGUGAGGGUGAGUAGUGAUGGUGGUGGUGCUGCUGCUGGUGCUGGUGCAAGAGGGGGUGGUGCAAUAAUGGAGGAGGAGGAAGGCGGGGAGGUGGAGGAAGAUGAGGGGGACAGAAGGGAGCCUCUACAUCAGUUUGAGCGCGGGGAGGGAGGGGGAAAAGCAAUGCUAGGGCAAGCAGUGGGGGAAGCAGCACAAGAGGAGGCAGACAGAAGCAAGGAUGUUACGUGUGUUGGCGGCACAGCAGAACGGAUCUCGCUGUCUGGGGGGGUAGUGAGUGGAAGGGAGCAGGCACGUGCAUGGCAGGGGUAUGAGACGCGGCACAAGGCAGCGGCUGAGCGACAGAGAGGCUGGCAGAGGGCGCAGCAAAAUGAGGAAGAGAAAGAGGAAGAGGAAGCGGAAACGGAAGAGGAAGCGGAAGAGUUAGAGGAAGAAGAUGAGGAAGAGGAGAGGGAGAGUGCGGGAGCCAAUGUGGGAAGGAGGGAUGAAAGCAGCAGGGCACUGAGGGGAGGGGGGCAGCGAUCCUUGGCGGGGGUUGCUGCUCAGGCGCAGGGGAUGGGAAGAGGGGGGGUGCGGAGGGGAAGGGGGGGAGGAGAGAGCAGUGGAGGGGUGGAAAUGGCGCGGGGAGGUGCGGAUGGGAGACAGGCGGGGCUUGAUGCUUGGCUGGGGAAGAGGGGCGGGGGAGAACGAGGGGGCGGGGGAAGCGGGGGAGGCAAGAUGACCGGAGUGGAUGGGGGGGGACGUGUGAAAGGGAGAGCUGGGGAUGGUUCUGCGGAGGACUGUGGGAAGGGGAAAGCAGUGGAGAGUGGCGAGGAUGAGAGGGAGGAGGAUGAGGAUAGUGAGGAGGUAAGGGAAGUGGAGCAGGUAGAUGGGGAGGGAGGGGGAAUGCAAGUGGAAAGGGGUGUGAGUCACGAUGCGGGAAGGAAUGAUGCUGCCCAAUGUGGGGUUGAUGGUGGCUUGCAAGAGGCAACCCGGGAUGAGUGGGCAGGAAAAAAUGUUUUGGAUCUGCCCCUGAUGACUCAAGAAAUGACCCAGGCUGUCCUUCCCGAACUGGUUGGCUCACAACUGCUGCCCGGCACCCAGGUGCCCGGGCAGCAAGAAUGCUCUGUGGUGGCUGUGGCAGAGGGGGCAGGGAAGGGGAGAUGUUGUGGCGAGCACGCUGGGGAGUUGGAAGGAGAGGAGGGACAAGAGAGGAGCGAGGGAGGGGAGAGGAUAGAAGGAAUGGAGACGGAAGAGGGGGCUGCAUUGGGUGCGAACCGAGUGGCACGGUCAAGGGAAGGGUGGGAGGUGAGGGGCGGAGAGGGCAGCGUGCAGGUGCCGUUUGACAUGCAGCGCUUGCAGCAGGUGUGGCGGAGGCGAGCUGAGAUGCGGGAGCGAGAGGCUAGGGAGAAGAGGCAUGGGAGAAGGGGAGUGGCAGGGCACGGCAAGAGCGAGAGGCAAAGAAGCUUUGCAGCGGCGUCGGUGGCAGAUGGUGCGCGUAACCCUGCCCACAGCAGUGGUGGAAGGAAGACUCAGCAUGAAGGGGAGGGCAAGGAGGCUGCGUUGGAGGCAGCAGCUAGGGAGCUGGAGCGGCGGUUUGACAAGCACGACUUUGCUAGCAUGGCUGUUAUUGGCCAGUUCAACCUUGGGUUCAUCAUUGGACGGCUGGGAUCUGAUCUCUUCAUCGUGGACCAGCAUGCAUCGGACGAGAAGUUCAACUUUGAGCGCCUCAUGCAAUGCACCGUGCUCAACAGGCAGCCGCUGCUCGUGUGA
Molecule: messenger RNA, 3051 nt
Organism: Closterium sp. Naga37s-1
Lineage: Eukaryota; Viridiplantae; Streptophyta; Zygnematophyceae; Desmidiales; Closteriaceae
Source: the annotation of a GenBank genome assembly